Cydia splendana is the source of this 672-nucleotide messenger RNA. RefSeq lists its product as uncharacterized. Gene Ontology annotation, biological process: transcription by RNA polymerase III. The record is from RefSeq and is a predicted model, not a curated record. Gene Ontology annotation, cellular component: transcription factor TFIIIC complex. The transcript is spliced from 3 exons. NCBI's taxonomy places the organism in Eukaryota, Metazoa, Arthropoda, Insecta, Lepidoptera, Tortricidae. The coding region runs from base 90 to 617 and encodes 175 amino acids.
ACACUAUAACUUACGUGCUAGUUUGAGUAUUUGCAACUUUUUCUGUAACAUAUUUGUUGAUACUAAUUGCAUAUUUUUACUAUAAAAAAAUGGAAGUAAUGAUCUGUGAAGAAUCAGCCGAUUCUGAAGAGGAAAUUCUCGUAUUCGCAGAAUUCGAGGAUACUGUGAACAUGGAAAACUAUAGAUCAAUACAUGUGCUUGGUAUUACUGGGAAAAAUCCUAUAAUACAAUUAGAUGACACCAUAUUCACAGGACAAUUAGAAAGCCCUCUUGGAACAUACAUGUUCUUUGCAAGAGAUGUAGCUCCGCCUAGUGUUGAUCCUCUUUUUGACAAAGUGCCAAAGGAAAAUAUGAAGUAUCUUUGUAAAGCAGACAAAUACCUCAGAAUGAAGCAUACUUACAUUACUCCUAGGGAAGGUGCAGAAACAGAUGUUCGAAGUGAACCUCCAGAAGAUGAAGAUAAUUUGGUGCCAUUAAAUUUCAAGACAGUACAAGAUGCAAUAGAUACCUUUAAAAUAGAGUGGAAAUCUAAAAUACAAGAAGCUGAUGUUAAAGUGACCCCAAACCAUCCAUCAUGUGAAGAUCAAGAUAUGACAGAUUUAGAUUUUAAGAGCUGAUAUAAGUUAGUUUUGUUUGCCAUACAUUAUCAUGAAUAAAUUUAAUAUUUAUUCA